Messenger RNA from Hydractinia symbiolongicarpus, 1412 nucleotides. RefSeq names its product beta-1,3-galactosyltransferase 5-like. Gene Ontology annotation, cellular component: membrane. The transcript is spliced from 2 exons. The coding region runs from base 233 to 1240 and encodes 335 amino acids. The record is from RefSeq and is a predicted model, not a curated record. Gene Ontology annotation, molecular function: hexosyltransferase activity. NCBI's taxonomy places the organism in Eukaryota, Metazoa, Cnidaria, Hydrozoa, Anthoathecata, Hydractiniidae.
UAUAGACUCACAUUCUUUGGCAUACAGGGAAAGGAGGACGCAGGAUCCAAUGGGUGUACUAAUACCUAUGACUGGAACCCCAGAUCAGAAUCUAGAUCCAGUUGCACAGUAUUCAGGCUCAGAGGAUAUAAUAGACAUUGCUUUGGUAGAUGUGGAGAGUUAUCAAAACGCCGGAAAUGAAUAAAUUCAAAGAUAUUAAAAAAUAACACUUACUUAGUGAAACACUAUAAAAAUGACAAAAUCAAGAAUUAAAAUAAAUUACAAAGUGGUCAUUUUACUGACGUUAUGUUGCAUAUUCUUCAUUUUUUUGGGCUCAGAAAUAUACUUUAACAAAUUUGUAAUAGAGCUGGACUACUCAAGGAUUUACGUGAAAGCUAAUUUGAGCAAUCUUAAUCAAGACAUACACGUGACUAAAUUAUUAUCGAAAUUUUCGUGUAGCAAAAAGCCAAUAAAGUUGUUAGUUGUGGUGAUCAGUAACGUAAUGUAUUUCCAGCGUAGAGAUACCAUUCGGAAAACAUGGGGAAAGAGAUUAGAUUUGCAUACAACAAACGAUUUUCGCACUUUCUUUGCUGUGGCAAAGACAACAGAUGAAACAACACAAGAAAAACUUGAGAAUGAGAUUGCGACUUAUGGAGAUGUAAUACAAGGAGAUUUUUACGAAGAUUAUUAUAAGCUUCCAAGAAAGACUGAGCUAGUUUUCGAAUGGGCGUAUAAACACUGUGAAUUUGAUUACUUGCUGAAGGCAGAUGACGACGUGUACGUUAACCUAAUGAUCCUUUUUCAAUUUCUUGAUCAUCCAGAUACACCUAAGACUAAAUUGUAUGCAGGACGCCAACAUGUAAAAACAAACGUGUUCAGAGAAGGAAAGCUGAAAGUCACUUUUGAAGAGUACGGAACGAAAAACUAUCCUGAUUUUUGUAGCGGUGGAUCAGCCAUACUUUCAAGAGAUGUAGUAGGAAGUAUAAUUCCGUAUUUUCAAAAAAAUCCAAUUCGAUUGGAGGAUGUUUACACCGGCAUGUUGAUGAUGAAUGCAGGUGUUGUGUCAAGACAUGUACCGAGUGUCAGAAUGUUUGAGAAAAAUUGUGAUUAUCAAAACACCACGUUGGCACAUCAUUCUGAAAUACAUACAAAGAAAAGAAGCUGUCUGUUGAAAUUAUUUUAUAGUAUGCUAGCCCAAAACGUUGAAAGUGCUUUUAUACGCACGCAUUACAUUAACGUGAUGGACGAUAGGGGGAAGUAGUUCAGUUAGAUGGUGAUUUAUCACUCUGAUCUGUUUGUUUUUCUUAGUUGACUUUUUGUUUACUGUUUACUUAUGUUUUUUAUUUGUUUUUCAUUUGUUUUUAAUGGUUUUAUUCUUUUAUAGCUUUAAAAAUUUGUUUUGUUGAUAGAAUACGUUAUGCUUCUUUUCUAAA